AUGAUAAGCGAGCUUAAAGAAGAAGAAAACAUUUCAAGUCAUGGAUUUCUUGGAUCAUUAAAUGUUGAAUUUCAAAAAUGCCUUCGUUUAAGCGCGCUUUAUACGUGCUUUAAUCACAAGACUUCGGUGAAAACUGAGUUAAAAAGAAACAUUCCAGGAAAGUCGAAAGCAGACGAAAACAUUCGGGACUGGGUGCUGGAAAGCGUUCAUAUUUAUCAAUUUUCUUUUGAGUUGCGACAGAGGGAUUCGGUGAUAAUACUUUCAAUUCCUUUUGUACACUGUCAAAUGCAUUGGAAAACAUUGAAUUGA
Molecule: messenger RNA, 309 nt
Organism: Clunio marinus
Lineage: Eukaryota; Metazoa; Arthropoda; Insecta; Diptera; Chironomidae
Source: the annotation of a GenBank genome assembly